Messenger RNA from Marchantia polymorpha subsp. ruderalis, 1559 nucleotides. The record is from the annotation of a GenBank genome assembly. NCBI's taxonomy places the organism in Eukaryota, Viridiplantae, Streptophyta, Marchantiopsida, Marchantiales, Marchantiaceae.
UACUUGUCCUCGUGCCCCCUGGAUGCUUGUCCGGUUGUAUGUCGGUGCCAUUCGAACACUUGGGGUCGCAUAGAUCUUCAGCGAGAUGGUGAAUUUCGCGGAUCGGGUGAUGGUUGCAAUGUCGUGAUCUGUGGAGCUUAGAAUGAGCUAUGUUUGAUUUCCUUCGCCGAGGAUUGGGCUUCGCUCUCGUACUUCCGAAGCCUGUAAUUUAAGGUUUGGGAUCAGUGGAGAUCACGGAUUUUACGUGGCCGGCAAUCUCUCCGAAGGGAAUCAUUAGAUACAGUGGGGAUCUCUCUUCGUUGUAUCUCUUGGGUCUAGCAGCCUAUCUACCAUGAGUAUCAAACGAAGUUGUAAAGCUGGCAUAGUAGCUAUAUAUUAUCUGCUAGUAAUUGGAUCGUUAUGCCAUCUAGUUUAUGGAAUUCGUGAUCCCGAAAAUUCUUUGAAGAGAAAUAAUGUCGAGGAGAAGCCAAGGAAGUUGGCAACAUUUGCUCUCGGAAGUUUCUGGAGGGGAGAAGCUGUGUUUGGUUGUCUGCCUGGCGUGGUGAGGACUCGGGUGGGGUAUUCAGGAGGAUUGAAAGUCAAUCCUGAUUACCACAACAUGGGUGAUCAUGCGGAAGUUGUUGAGAUUGAGUACUAUCCCUCUGUCAUAAGAUACGAACAAUUACUGGAUGUUUUCUGGGCAAGUCACGAUCCUACUCAGACCUUUGGACAAGGUCCGGACGUUGGAGAGCAAUACAGGUCAAUCAUAUUCACCCAGGAUAGUGACGAGGCCAGGCUUGCUGGUCUAAGCAAGCAGAGAGAACAGUCAAGGUUGGCGGAUCAGAGGGUACUCACAAGCAUCAAUCCUCUCGCUAUCUUUUAUCCCGCAGAAGCAGAACAUCAGAAAUUCGUCCUGAGAAGGAAACCGUUGCUGCUUCAGUUACUGGGUGAACUAUCUGAUUUUGAGCUCAUAAAUUCAACAACUGCGAGCAAGAUGAACAGCUACGUUGCUGGCAUGUGUCCUCAACCGGUCGCAAAGCUGAUUGAAGCCAAAGUUCGCCCUCUGCUGAAUAGUAGACCGAAGUUGCUUCGACUUUUUGGGGAAUAACAAGGUGUUUCUAGAAGGUGCUCUCCUGGUUAUAUUGAUUCUAUUCAAGUUAGAAUGACCAAAUGUAUAGUCUAUGAAAAUUGAACCGGUGAAUUAUCUAAAAGUCUGCAAUUUUGUGCGGCCAGUCAGCAGGCAAGGCUUCAAACGUACGAUCUGCUAUAAUUUUCUACAUGUGUUUCAAUUAUGUAGAGUCCAUUGUAUACAAUGUUUAUAAACGUUUCUUGUACAAAAGGUGAUGCAAGGACAGCUGCAGUCCGUCAACUUACGUCAGAUGAACCUACGGUUCACCAAGUGAAUCGCCAGUAUUAUGGAACUUGUCUCUAAAUCUGAUGUAAUCAGUUGGUGACGGUGCAGCAUAGUGUGGCCAUGGCCUCUGGCUAAAGUUCUCUCUUUUAGGCUCUAUUUUAUGAGUAAAGGAGAUUGGUUUGUGCGAGAUUGCCGCAGUUUAAUGCAACUGUAACUUAAUCUUUGU